UUCAUUGGACUGGAAAAGAAUGAGUCUGCGCUGUCCCUACCAAUGGAGCCCAAUUGAAAAGACGUGGAAAAACAGAGUCUUUCUGAGGGAGAAGAGGUUCAAGCAAACUGAGUCAAUUAUAUUCUUCAGUUUUUGAAAUCCAACCCCUCCAUUUCUCUCUCCCCUCUUCACCAAAUCUCUCAAAUUUAAAAACCUUCCUUCAUUCUCCCGAUUCCUAUUCAUUUUCUAUUACUUGUUUCUUCCACUUGCUUGCUUCAAUCCAACCAUCCCAAAUUUUUCUGCUGUUUUUCUGGGAUCAUUUCUGAACAUCCUCUGUUUUUUUUUCCCCUUCUUGCUUCUUCGUUUUCGGGAAUUUGUUUCCGACAAGUCCAAUUGGAUUCUGGGUUUCUCUAUUUUCUUGAGCAAACCCAAUCAUGGGGAUUUGUUCCGACAGGGUGAAAUUCAACGUUGGUGGCAGAGUAUUUGAAACUACGGCGACAACUCUUGCUAACGCCGGCCGGAAUUCCAUGUUCGGAGCAAUGUUCGAUGAGAGCUGGAACUUAAUCCCAGGCAGUCACCACACCGAGUACUUCAUUGAUCGCAACCCGGAUUGCUUCGCCGUCCUCCUCGAUCUUCUCCGGACCGGCGAACUCUACAUCCCGCCCAACAUCUCAGAGAAGCUUCUCUACCGUGAAGCCCUCUACUAUGGCCUCCUCGACCACGUUCGCUCUGCCAAAUGGGGUCAAUUCGACGGCAACAGGUUGAUCCUCUCCGGCUCCGUCACCGGCCAUGCUCCCGGAGACGGAACCGCCAUCCGCGCCGGCCCCGACGGUGGAUGCUGCGUCGCUCACGGAAGCAUGGUUCAUGUCUAUGAUUGGAUGCUAGAAGAACACCCUCCGCUUACUCUCGAUUACCAGAGAGUAAACGACGUCGGAUGGGUGGGUUCAGAUAAUAUCAUCGUCGGAGUCAGCGAGCGCCUUGGCCGUGGCGAUGGCGGAAUGGGACUGUUCAGCUCGUCGACGGGAGAGCUCCGGCAUAAAUUCCAAGUCAGCCAUGAGAAUCAACCAAAGAGCUUCACUGCCGGCGCUUUGAGCUUCAGUUCAGAUUACAAAAUAUUUUGUAGCUGUAAAGGGAGAAGCAAUGAAUAUGGAGUUGGUGUAUGGGAUCAAGUAACUGGAAAACAAGUAGACUUCUUCUAUGAGCCUCUGGGUUGGUCUUUUGGUGAUGCAGAUAAGCUUCAAUGGCUGGAAGGAAGCAAUUGUUUGCUAGUGGCUACUCUGUUUCCCAGAAAAGAUAACUGUUACAUUAGCCUUCUGGAUUUCAGAGCGAAGAAGAUGGUUUGGUAUUGGUCAGACGUGGGAGCUCCAUUAACGGUGGAUGAGAAAAGGGUUCGAGACACCAUAGCAAUGGAGGACAAUAAGUCCAUUUGUGUGGUGAAUGAGUUUGAGGAUCUGGGUUUUAUGGAUAUAAGAAGUUCUUCUGCUUCAAGUAUUAGAUGGAGUUCCAGGAGUCGUUUGAUGAAAGGGAAAAUGCCAGAAGAGCCUUGUUAUCCCAAGCUUGCAUUGCAUGAAGGCCAGCUUUUCUCUUCCAUGAAUGAUUCUAUUUCGGUAUUUUGUGGCCCUGAGUGGGUUUUAACGUCCAGGCUUAGACGAAGCUAUGGAGGUUCCAUAUGUGACUUCUCAAUUGGAGGUGAUAGGCUUUUUGCUCUUCACAGUGAAGAGAACGUGUUUGAUAUUUGGCAGACUCCAUCCCCACCAGUCAUCUGAUUUAAUUUCUUCUUCUUCUUCUCCUUCUUAGUUUGUCCAAGUAUACCCAGAUUUUUCCUUAGAGUUUCUGACUAAGUAAUGUGAGUGAUUGAGUAUCUAUAACAUACCAUCUUUUACUAGAAGAACUUCAUAGGUUUAGCCCAGUGCUAUGGAUUUGUUCAAUGUUCAUAACUACACUAAAGAUUAUACACUGUACUGAUGUACUUGCAUCUA
Molecule: messenger RNA, 1958 nt
Organism: Neltuma alba
Lineage: Eukaryota; Viridiplantae; Streptophyta; Magnoliopsida; Fabales; Fabaceae
Product: BTB/POZ domain-containing protein At2g24240-like
Exons: 1
Coding region: 414-1745 (443 amino acids)
Biological process (GO): protein homooligomerization
Molecular function (GO): protein binding
Source: RefSeq, a predicted model, not a curated record